Molecule: messenger RNA, 300 nt
Organism: Microthlaspi erraticum
Lineage: Eukaryota; Viridiplantae; Streptophyta; Magnoliopsida; Brassicales; Brassicaceae
Source: the annotation of a GenBank genome assembly
AUGGAGUCAGCCACACAGCAGAGGUAUGGCCCAAAAGGAAACUUCCAAGGACACCAAGGUACUUUCCCAAGGCCGAAAAUGCACAUACCACCUGGUUUCCCUCAUCAGCCACCUCAACAUGCGCCUAGCCAAGAACAUGAGUUAAGAGCAAUGCUGAAACAGUUGCUACAAGGCCAAGCUGAUGAUGUUAUGGAAACAAGCAAGAAGUUGGCUGAGAUAAACUCUAAGAUUGAGUCCUUGACCACUAGAGUUCACACUUUGGAAAAACCAUAUCUUCUUCUGCUGCUGCCUGUGUUCUAA